Molecule: messenger RNA, 1965 nt
Organism: Sabethes cyaneus
Lineage: Eukaryota; Metazoa; Arthropoda; Insecta; Diptera; Culicidae
Product: synaptic vesicle glycoprotein 2C-like
Exons: 7
Coding region: 1-1965 (654 amino acids)
Biological process (GO): transmembrane transport
Cellular component (GO): membrane
Molecular function (GO): transmembrane transporter activity
Source: RefSeq, a predicted model, not a curated record
AUGUCGGACGAUUCUGAAGAGGCUUGUCUGGUUAGACCUAGAUCUCCAUCUUUGAGUGGUGUACCGGCUGGAACGAUGCAGUAUACGCAUGGAAUAUCAAAUACCCAGCUUCAGGCUCAUAAUAAUAACAGCAAUCAUUCCACGCAGAGUCAUGGCUCAAAUUCAACAGCUCGGGGUUCCCAAUCAGAAUCUGGUGAACUGAUUGACUACAGCGACGAUGUCAUCCUUAGUCAAUUCCACGCAGAUGCGAUAAAACAAGCGGGAUUUGGAAAAUUUCAAUUGAUUGCAUCCAUCAUCAGUGGACUUGGUCUCUCUGGACAUGCAAUCCAAAUCUAUGCGGUAUUCUACAUUAUACCUUCUGCAGAAGUGGAGUAUUGUAUACUAGAUACUGAGAAAAGCUGGCUCGGUUCUAUAACAUUGCUUGGUAUGGCUUUGGGAGCACUGCUAUGGGGCGGAUUAGCUGGUCGUACGGGUAGAAGAAAGUCCCUAUUGAGUUGCCUGGCUGUAUGCGGAGUUUUCUCUGUCAUUGCUGCAUUUAUGCCGACCUAUGGACCGUUUAUGAUGGCUCGCUUUUGUGCUGCAGUUGGGAUAGGGGGAGCCCUGCCUACAGCUUCCGUUUACCUAUGCGAGUUAACUCCGGUCAAUUUUAGAGCUCGAAUUUUGGGGCUUCUUGGAGCAUUCGGCGUAGCAGGAGGUUUAGUAGCGGGUGCAAUCGCUACAAUUACGGUACCCGCUACGGGGCAAAAGGUCAUGCUGGAAAAUAAAGAACAUUUCAGCGCUUGGCAUCGGUACUUGCUACUCAGUUCAUUGCCAACGUUUGCUUCAAUUCUUGGAUUAUUUUGGCUGCCCGAAUCCCCUAGGUAUCUACUGGAGAACUCCAGAGAAGUUGAAGCAUUAACAAUAUAUCAGAAAAUAUACCAAAGUAAUCGAACGCGCGGUGGUUAUGCGUUAACUGAAUUAGAGCUGCCUGGAACGCGAACGCAUCGAAAUCUACCGACCUCAGUAUUACAGGAAAUGGCCACUAGUAUUGCAUUAUUUUUUGGUAGCUUCGCUCAAUUGUUUAAUAAAUUAAACCUCAAACAAACACUGCUUCUCUUUGCCGCGUGGACUACAACUAUCUUCGUUUAUCAUGGAUUAACAAUUUACAUUGCCGAGUACUCUAAAAGCACGGAAUCGGAAAACUACUAUCGUAACACAAUCAACAAGGAUAGCAUUUCAUAUGAAAACAAUGACUUCAACAAAUCGAUUGAAAACAUCAUAUAUACCAACUGUCGUUUUGUAAACUGCACUUUUCGCAGAAUGUUCAUCAGUCACGUAACGUUCAAUAACUGCACUUUUCAGUAUACUGAAUUUACCAAUGUGAAAACUAGCCGCACUCAAUUUAAAUAUAGUACAUUUGAUGAUGUGGGAUUGAUUGAUACUGACCUAACUGAGCGACACUUCAUCAACUGUUUAAUGAACAAUAUAACGACACUAAGGUUGUUGUCGACUUGUGACAGGGAUUUUGAAUAUAACAUUUAUUUGGACUCUCUUUGGAAAUCGCAUUUCGGAGCUUUGCUACCGGGUAUAAUCUUUAUGUUAAUGGUUGGAGAAGGGUCCCAUCGGUUCGGAAGGAGUAGAGUUGCAAUUCUGUGUUUUGGAUUUUCGAUCUGUCUUAGUAUAACGUUUGCAUUCCUGUACCAUGAUUUGCAAGUGGUAUGGACCGCAGGUUCGGCUCAAGGACUUAUGCUUGCUGGAAUUGCAGCCCUGACUUUAUUGGCUAUCGAAAAUUACACUACAAUGUUAAGAUGUACUGCGCUUGGAUUUUUCGUUUGCGGUGGUCACAUUGGAGCAUUGAUUGGCGCUCCGUUAUACGCAUCAUUCCCGGUGGCAACCUCGAAAGUAGCUGCUAUCAUAUCAACGAUCUUUCUUAGUGUCCCAAUAUCAUCCGCAAUCAUCUUAAAGGAUCCUUGUCUUUUGCUAUGA